This is a messenger RNA of Medioppia subpectinata, 261 nucleotides long. The record is from the annotation of a GenBank genome assembly. Lineage: Eukaryota; Metazoa; Arthropoda; Arachnida; Sarcoptiformes; Oppiidae.
GUACCGAAGCCUUAUAUAGUACAUGUGCCUAAAACAGUGCCGGUGCCCAAACCAUACCCGGUGCCGGUGCCCGUCAAAGUACCGAAGCCAGUGGUGGUGCCGGUUGUAAAGCACGUCCCGUAUCCCGUCCCGAAACCGGUUCACAAAAUCAUUCCAGUGAUCAAAGAAGUACCAUAUAUUGUGAAGAAACACGUCCCAGUUUUAGUCGAACAUCACUACAAAGAAGUUAAGAUCCCAAUGAAACACGGAUAUGGAUACUAA